Messenger RNA from Oryza sativa Japonica Group (Japanese rice), 3326 nucleotides. Its product is annotated as beta-galactosidase 2-like. The record is from RefSeq and is a predicted model, not a curated record. Lineage: Eukaryota; Viridiplantae; Streptophyta; Magnoliopsida; Poales; Poaceae. Gene Ontology annotation, molecular function: beta-galactosidase activity; carbohydrate binding. Gene Ontology annotation, cellular component: vacuole; cell wall. Gene Ontology annotation, biological process: carbohydrate metabolic process.
AGGAGAGAGAGAGAGAGUGUCCUCAUGUGCCGUCAGUGAGAGAGGAAGCCUCUCACUCUCUCCGGUGGAGGGAAAAGCACCGAAAAGCGCGGCCUUUUUUUCUUCUUUUUUUCCCUCCCUUGUUCUUCCCCACACUCCACUCCACUCCUCGCAUCGCAUCCCAUCCAUGGCCGCCUCCGCCGUCGCCGUCGCGUUCGUCGUGGCGGUGGCCGCCGUGCUGGCCGCGGCGGCGUCCGCGGCCGUGACGUACGACCGGAAGGCUGUGGUGGUGAACGGGCAGCGGAGGAUCCUCAUCUCCGGCUCCAUCCACUACCCGAGGAGCACCCCCGAGAUGUGGCCGGAUCUGAUAGAGAAGGCCAAGGACGGCGGCCUCGACGUGGUGCAGACGUACGUCUUCUGGAACGGCCACGAGCCGUCCCCCGGCCAGUACUACUUCGAGGGGAGGUAUGAUCUGGUGCACUUCAUCAAGCUGGUGAAGCAGGCCGGCCUCUACGUGAACCUCCGCAUUGGCCCCUACGUCUGCGCCGAGUGGAACUUCGGUGGGUUCCCUGUUUGGCUCAAGUAUGUCCCCGGCAUCAGCUUUAGGACUGAUAAUGAGCCGUUCAAGGCUGAGAUGCAGAAGUUCACCACAAAGAUCGUCGAAAUGAUGAAGUCGGAAGGGCUCUUUGAAUGGCAAGGAGGGCCUAUAAUCCUCUCCCAGAUAGAGAACGAGUUUGGGCCCUUGGAGUGGGAUCAAGGUGAGCCUGCCAAGGCAUAUGCAUCAUGGGCAGCUAACAUGGCAGUUGCGCUCAACACCAGUGUGCCAUGGAUCAUGUGCAAAGAAGAUGAUGCCCCUGAUCCAAUUAUUAAUACAUGCAAUGGAUUUUACUGUGAUUGGUUCUCCCCAAAUAAACCUCACAAACCUACCAUGUGGACUGAAGCCUGGACUGCUUGGUAUACAGGCUUUGGUAUUCCAGUUCCACAUAGACCAGUAGAGGAUCUAGCAUAUGGUGUCGCCAAGUUUAUCCAGAAGGGUGGCUCUUUUGUGAAUUAUUACAUGUAUCAUGGUGGAACAAACUUUGGACGCACAGCUGGUGGCCCAUUCAUUGCCACUAGUUAUGACUAUGAUGCUCCUAUUGAUGAAUAUGGUUUGUUGAGAGAACCAAAAUGGGGCCACUUGAAGCAGUUGCAUAAAGCCAUAAAACUUUGUGAACCUGCCUUGGUUGCAGGAGACCCCAUUGUAACUUCACUUGGAAAUGCUCAGAAGUCAUCAGUUUUUAGAUCAAGCACAGGAGCUUGUGCAGCUUUCCUUGAGAACAAGGAUAAAGUAUCUUAUGCAAGGGUAGCAUUUAAUGGCAUGCACUAUGACCUGCCUCCGUGGUCCAUAAGUAUUCUCCCAGACUGCAAAACGACAGUCUUCAAUACUGCUAGGGUGGGAAGUCAGAUUUCACAGAUGAAAAUGGAAUGGGCUGGAGGAUUUGCAUGGCAAUCAUACAACGAGGAGAUAAAUUCCUUUGGUGAGGAUCCACUUACAACAGUAGGAUUACUGGAACAAAUAAAUGUGACGAGGGAUAACACAGACUACUUAUGGUAUACCACAUAUGUCGAUGUUGCCCAGGAUGAGCAGUUCCUUAGCAAUGGGGAGAAUCUCAAGCUUACUGUGAUGUCAGCUGGUCAUGCUUUGCAUAUUUUCAUUAAUGGACAACUGAAAGGUAAAACAGAUAAACCUAUACUCUGUAUGCCCGCCAUAUGCAGGUGUUUCUUGAUCCUCAAUACACUUUUCAAUUUGCUGGCAGGAACUGUUUAUGGCAGCGUAGAUGACCCAAAACUGACUUAUACUGGGAAUGUGAAGCUCUGGGCAGGCAGCAAUACAAUUUCCUGCUUAAGUAUAGCAGUUGGCCUCCCAAAUGUGGGAGAACAUUUUGAGACUUGGAAUGCUGGGAUUCUUGGCCCAGUGACGCUUGAUGGCCUGAAUGAGGGAAGAAGGGAUCUGACAUGGCAGAAAUGGACUUAUCAGGUAGGACUGAAAGGUGAGUCUAUGAGUCUUCAUUCACUCAGUGGAAGCUCAACAGUGGAGUGGGGAGAACCUGUGCAGAAGCAGCCUCUAACAUGGUACAAGGCUUUUUUCAAUGCACCGGAUGGUGAUGAGCCAUUAGCUUUGGACAUGAGUAGUAUGGGGAAGGGGCAAAUCUGGAUAAAUGGACAAGGUAUUGGGCGAUAUUGGCCUGGCUACAAGGCUUCUGGAAACUGUGGAACCUGUGAUUAUCGAGGUGAAUACGAUGAAACGAAGUGUCAAACCAACUGUGGUGACUCUUCUCAGAGAUGGUACCAUGUUCCUCGUUCAUGGCUUAGUCCCACAGGAAACCUUUUGGUCAUAUUCGAGGAGUGGGGUGGUGACCCUACUGGAAUCUCAAUGGUCAAAAGAAGCAUCGGAAGUGUCUGCGCUGAUGUGUCCGAAUGGCAGCCAUCAAUGAAGAACUGGCAUACAAAAGACUACGAGAAAGCAAAAGUCCACCUCCAAUGUGACAAUGGACAGAAGAUAACUGAAAUAAAAUUUGCUAGCUUUGGCACACCACAGGGCUCCUGUGGAAGCUACACCGAAGGAGGCUGCCAUGCGCACAAGUCGUACGACAUAUUUUGGAAGAACUGCGUCGGUCAAGAACGCUGCGGGGUAAGCGUUGUUCCAGAAAUAUUUGGUGGAGAUCCAUGCCCAGGGACAAUGAAACGGGCUGUUGUUGAGGCUAUAUGCGGUUGAGAACCGCAAACUCAGAUCCUCCCAAAUCAUCCUAUAUCUUAGUUUCGACACGGUUUUCGGCUUACCGACCUUCUGGCAAGAGGUGAAAGUCACAGCAACAGUGACGCACGGACCGUCAGAAGUUACAGAAAAUUUAGUUGUAAUUGAAGCAUCAGUGUAUGUACAUUAUUCUACAUAGAAAUUCACUGGGAAGGAAAGAUUCAGGACUCUGCAGUGCAGGAAUGGGAAACCAAGGGGCUGUAUGUAUGGUCCUCUGGACAGUAUUGGUUUUUGGCUGGGGAAGGGCGCAUAGGAGACUCUGCUGAUACAUGAGUCCAUAUGCGCAAUGGCUUUUGCAUAUUGGAUUGGAGGAUCAACUCUGUUUCAUACGUGAUGUGAUGAUUCAUUUUUAAGCUCACUGAAAACUACUGCAAUGUAAUGCUGGUAAUGUGCAGGGUCCAUCAUUGAUGUAUUAAAUUGUCCUCUUAAUUAGCUAAUUAGCAAUGUACUACCUUUUCAGCUUAUAAAUAAAUCUGCUGUAUGUUAUUCAACCGUAUGUGAAUGAAUUCUCUCAGGUGGUCAUCUCAAUGCCCACUUGAUGAUUAAUCUGAUA